AAGGGAGUGAGUAUUUACUAUAAAAAUUAGUAUAGUUCUUCUAUCCCUAUCCAGUCACAUUGCAUAAAUUAAAACAAUGUUAAAACAAAAUCCACAAUUAUUAUUUGUACCAUUGUUUGGUAAGCAAAGAAAAUUAAGUGCCACUUCAGAAUUCAAAGAAAUAACAAAAAAGGAUGCUCAAGCUCAACUUGCACAAGAGUUAGAAAAAUUAUUGAAAACUGCACCAAGUGUAGAAAGAGAGAAGGUAAUAGCUGAGUUUGAAGGCUUUCAAAGAUUAUUUGCAAAAUAUCUUCAAGGUACUGGACCAUCAAUUGAAUGGGAUAAAGUUGAAUCUUUAUCUAAAGAUGCUGUUCGUGAUUAUUCUAGUCUUGAAGAACCACACACUGACAAUAUCAGAGAAAUGCUAAAUAAGCUUGUAGUUGUAAAACUUAAUGGUGGAUUAGGAACAAGUAUGGGAUGUACUGGACCAAAAUCCAUUAUUCCUGUUAGAAAUGAUCUUACAUUUCUUGAUUUAACAGUACAGCAAAUUCAGUAUCUUAAUAAGACCUAUAAUGCUGACGUGCCUUUAGUUUUGAUGAAUUCCUUUAAUACAGAAGAAGAAACACAAAAGGUUUUAAGAAAAUAUAAGGGAUUUAAUAUAAAGAUAUAUACUUUUAUGCAAAGCAGGUAUCCACGAAUUAAUAAAGAAAGUCUUUUGCCUAUUGCAACAUCCUUAGAUGACUCAGAUCUUGAAGCAUGGUAUCCACCAGGACAUGGAGAUUUUUAUGAUGCAUUUAAUAAUUCUGGUUUACUUCAACAUUUCAUUGAUGAAGGAAGACAAUUUUGUUUUGUUUCUAAUAUUGAUAAUUUAGGUGCUACAGUUGAUAUAAAUAUAUUAAACUUUUUGUUAAAUCCUACAAAAGAACCACAUCCGGAAUUUCUGAUGGAAGUAACUGACAAAACAAAUGCAGAUGUAAAAGGAGGUACUCUCAUAAAUUAUGAAAGAAAAUUAAGGUUACUUGAAAUAGCACAAGUACCAAAAGAUCAUGUAGAUGAGUUUAAAAGUGUAAAAAAAUUCAAAAUUUUUAAUACAAAUAAUCUAUGGAUAAAUUUGCAAAGCAUAUCAACAUUAGUGAAAGAAGGGAGACUUGAUAUGGAGAUAAUAGUCAAUCAUAAGCAUUUAGAGCAUGGCUUAAAUGUUGUUCAAUUGGAAAGAGCAGCUGGUUCAGCUAUGAAAGAUUUUGAAGGAGCCAUUGGUAUAAAUGUUCCAAGAAGUCGUUUUCUUCCAGUUAAAAAAACUUCUGAUCUUCUGUUAGUAAUGAGUAAUUUAUAUCAUAUGAGUUAUGGUUCAUUGACAAUGAAUUCUUUGCGUGCAUUUCCUACUGUUCCUCUAGUUAAAUUAGGUGAUAAUCAUUUUUCAAAAGUAAGAGAAUUCUUGAGACGAUUUGCCAGUAUCCCAGAUAUGUUGGAAUUAGAUCAUUUAACUGUUUCUGGAGAUGUAACAUUUGGAAAAGGAGUUUCUUUAAAGGGUACUGUUAUUAUUAUUGCCAAUCAUGGAGAUAGAAUUGACAUCCCUCCAGGUGCAAUACUAGAAAACAAGAUAGUUUCUGGAAAUUUGAGAAUUCUUGAUCAUUAAACAUUAAAAACUGAAUCAUUAGAUUAUGAAACUGCCUAAUUUCUUGAAUGAAAUAAAACUGUGCCAUUAGAAUUUCUAGUCUAAAAAUCAUUGUUAUUUAAAAAUUUAUUGAUUUGGAAAUAAGAAUAUAGCAUUUAUAUGUAACAAAAUAUUUAGUUGAAAACUUCAGUUUUCAUACAGAGUAAAAAACUUGCAAACAAAAAAUUUUAACUGUUAAUAUUAAAUUGUAAGGUUAAUUAUAUAAAUAAGAUUUAUGAAAUAGAUAUGUAAAUUACAAUUUGUUUGAACUUAAAAUUUAUAAAAUGUUGUCCAAAAAACUUCAUAUUAGAUAAUUUUAAUUAUUAGAAAUCAAAAACAUUAACCCAAAUUUAUAUAGAAAUAUUUAAUAUUGCAACAUGAACUAGUUUUAUAUGUCUAACUUACAAAGCCAAUGAAGUACUUAUAUAUAUUUUAUUAAAGUGAUCUAGUCAAUAAUUUGCAGUUAAUAUUUUGUCUUUCAAUAUCUGUGGAAAGAUGAAUUAAUGAGAAAGCUUUGCAUUUUAGUUGAAAUUGUAAGAAUCAUGAACAUGAAUAAGACAAAGUAAUCAAAUAGAAUUAUAUUGACAGAUAGUUCAUGUACUGUACUUGUUUAGGUACUUAGAGAUUAUGGUUUAGAUUAAAUAUAUAAUUCAUUUGUAUUCAUUAUUAAUUUUACUGUAUUAAAACGUAUUAAUUUGCAGUAGAGAAUUAUUUUGCUUUUUUUAAAUAAUUCUGUGAAAUAUAAAAAAGCACAAAUCUUUUUGCCAUAUGUAGACUAAUAUCUUAAAAUAAAAAAAAUUAUUUUUUUUUGCA
Messenger RNA from Centruroides sculpturatus (bark scorpion), 2446 nucleotides. Its product is annotated as UTP--glucose-1-phosphate uridylyltransferase-like. Gene Ontology annotation, molecular function: UTP:glucose-1-phosphate uridylyltransferase activity. Bases 77 to 1615 code for a protein of 512 amino acids. NCBI's taxonomy places the organism in Eukaryota, Metazoa, Arthropoda, Arachnida, Scorpiones, Buthidae. The record is from RefSeq and is a predicted model, not a curated record. Gene Ontology annotation, cellular component: cytoplasm. The transcript is spliced from 15 exons. Gene Ontology annotation, biological process: UDP-alpha-D-glucose metabolic process; glycogen metabolic process.